Priapulus caudatus is the source of this 1939-nucleotide messenger RNA. Its product is annotated as 26S proteasome non-ATPase regulatory subunit 12-like. The record is from RefSeq and is a predicted model, not a curated record. NCBI's taxonomy places the organism in Eukaryota, Metazoa, Priapulida, Priapulimorpha, Priapulimorphida, Priapulidae. The transcript has 12 exons. Bases 160 to 1524 code for a protein of 454 amino acids. Gene Ontology annotation, cellular component: proteasome regulatory particle, lid subcomplex; nuclear proteasome complex; cytoplasm.
ACAAGUGAGCAUUUAUUUUCUGAAACCACAAUCGUAAAAGAUUGCAGUUUUUGAAGCAAGAAACUUGUUGUCUCACUUUGUUCAAGUCAGUGAAGUCACUACUGCAUGAUUUAAAUACUAAAAACAAAGCGCAGGCUUUCAGAAACACGACAGAGCAAGAUGGCAGAUGAAGGCCGUAUACAGAAGAUGGAGGUUGACUACACUACAGCGGUAGAUGAGAAGAUACCGGAGUGUGAAAAACUUGCACAGGAUGGGAAACUGACAGAUGCCCUUGAGAUUCUGAUGUCCUUGGAGAAGCAAACUAGAACUGCCUCUGACAUGCAUUCUACCAGCAAGGUUCUCAUAGCCCUUGUGAAGGUUUGCUUUGGACAAAAAGCUUGGACAGCUCUUAACGAACACAUUGUCACACUAAGCAAGCGAAAGGGACAACCUAAACAGGCGAUUACAAAGAUGGUACAGGAAGCGUGUACAUAUGUUGAUCAGGUGGAAGAUAUGGAGACGAAACUGAAGCUUAUAGAUACAUUAAUUACUGUCACAAAAGGAAAGAUCUAUGUAGAGAUUGAGCGCGCACGCCUCACUCACAAGCUGGCCAUGAUUAAGGAGAAGGAGGGAAACAUUGCCGACGCCGCAACCAUCCUGCAGGAGCUACAGGUGGAAACCUUUGGCUCGAUGGACAAGAAAGAGAAGGUGGAAUUCAUCAUGGAGCAAAUGCGUCUCGGAUUGGCCCGCAAGGACUACAUUCGCACAUCUAUUAUCAGCAAGAAAGUGUCCACCAAGUUUUUCGACGACGCGACUGAAGAUGUGCAGCAACUGAAGUUGCGUUACUACAAGCUGAUGAUAGAGUUGGACUUACAUGAUUGCUCCUACCUGUCUGUCGCCAAGUACUAUAAGGCUGUCUACGACACUCCGUGUAUUCAAGCCGAUGACACGAACCGUAACAAGGCACUGAAAUGCGUGAUUCUUUAUCUGGUGCUGGCGCCGUAUGACAACGAACAAUCGGACAUGAUCCACAGAAUCAAGGAGGAGAAGAAUCUGGAGAAAGUGCCUAGUUAUAGAGACCUGCUCACUUGCUUCACAACACCGGAGGUGAUGCGCUGGAGCCAGCUGUGUGAGAUAUACGAGACCCCGCUGAAGUCGGGCACUGCGGACGACCCACCCACCGAUGUGUUUCAGGUUGACGACGAGGAGGGCACCAAGAGAUGGAGCGAUCUAAAGACCCGUGUAGUCGAGCAUAACAUCCGGACAAUGUCAAAGUACUACACGAAGAUCAGACUGUCGAGAAUGGCACAGCUGUUGGAUCUGUCUGGACAGGAGACCGAGGAAUUUCUCUCGAAUCUCGUCACAAUCGGAACGGUCUACGCGAAGAUGGAUCGUCUAGCGGGCGUCAUCAACUUCGUGAAGGCCAAGGAUGCGGACAGCAUCCUCAACGACUGGUCGUUCAAGCUCAACACCCUCAUGCAGACCGUCAACAACACGUGUCAUCUCAUCAACAAGGAAGAGAUGGUGCAUAAGCUUUCCGCGUGAGAGCCACGUGCGUGGUAACGAUGCUUUGGCGUCGAGGCUGGGGCACACGCACAAAGAGGGGAGCGAUGGUGGACAGGGGGAUGCUGGUGGGGUGGCAGGAAGACCCCUGAGGAAGCUGAGAGUGAGAGACCGCGAGUAUUUAUGGCUGUAUCGGGACACGGGCAUGCAGUGCUGCUAGGAUCAGUGUCGUACGCACGCUGCGUAGUUGUGCGUGAUCGGAAAGCGUGCGCUUAGUGUUGCAAACAAGUGCGUUAGAAACGCUUGUGGUUCAAUGAAGAGUGUUGGAAACACUUGGUGCAUUCGAGCAAUGCAGUAAAGUGAUGCACAUCUCCUGUUCGAUGCGCUGUCGAUAGGUCUUGAAUUUUUUUGCCAUGCUGUAUAUUACUCUUUAAAAUAAAGUGUAUGAUGUGACGAA